AGCUUCCCCUGUACCGUUUGGGAUCUUUCCUUGCAGAAAAGGUGCAACUCCUAACUAUUAAGAAAUUUGCAUUCCCUAAAUAUCUUCAUGGCGAAGAAGGGCAAGGCAAAGUCAGCAAAACUUGAGAUAGAAGAGAAUGAAUCGGGAGCGUGUGAUUCAAAGUCAUUGAUGGUUCUAAGCAGCAGUGAGGACGAGGAAGCCAAUGAAGACCUAAGCUUGAAAAUUGUUGAGAAAGCAAUAUUGGUGAAAGCUGCGAGGUUUGAUGAUAGAAACCAUGACGCUUCCGAUGACCCAGGCGUUGCUUCUGUGGUGAAUUUGACCUCUUCAUCUUCACUCGGGGGAUCUGGUGUAGCUGGCACCAGCGGUGGAAGUGAAGAGGCGGAUUUGAAUUUGAAAAGUAAGAAGAGUGUUAAAAGAAGAAAGAAGAAAACGAUAGUUGAAAAGGUCACCAUUACAGGAUAUGGAGAUAAAGCUGCAAUGAUGGAGAAGGUUGAGAUAGUCGAGGAGGCUAUUUUGGCUGAGGCUGCAGAGCCUGUUGAAUCUCUUCACCGAAAUACUGUAGACAAAUCUGACAAUAUUGUGCUCCGAAAGCUUCUUCGAGGGGCAAGAUACUUUGAUCCUCCGGAUAGUGGUUGGGAAACAUGCUAUAAUUGUGGCGAAGAGGGGCAUAUGGCAGUGAACUGUAAAUCUGCUUCAAAGCGGAAGAAACCAUGCUUUCUUUGUGGGAGUUUGGAUCAUGGUGCUAGACAGUGCUCAAAGGCACAAGAUUGCUUUAUCUGCAAAAAAAGUGGUCACCGAGCAAAAGAUUGUCCAAACAAACACAAUAGUGGGAUUAAGUAUGGUAAUAUUUGUUUAAGAUGUGGAGCUUCUGGGCAUGACAUGUUUUCAUGCAGGAAUGACUAUUCCCAUGAUGAUAUCAAGGAGAUGCAGUGUUAUAUCUGCAAGAGUUUUGGCCAUUUAUGUUGUGUUGACUUUGUUGAUACCAAAGCAAGAGAAGUUUCUUGUUACAGAUGUGGCCAACUGGGUCAUAAAGGGUUGUCAUGCGGUAGAUUACAUAGAGAAACAAAGGAGACCACUGAUAAUAGGUCACCUAGCUUAUGCUAUAAGUGCGGUGAAGGAGGACACUUUGCACGGGAAUGCGCCACUGGUACUCCAUCUAGGUCAUGCUACAAGUGUGGAGGAGGACACUAUGCUCGUGAAUGCAGUUCUGCUAAAGUAAGUUUCAGUACAAAAUCAAGUGUUGGUAAAAGAAAUCGUGAACCAUCCACUCCAAAUAGAAGACAUCGUCGAGAAAAUAAAGAGUACUUGGGGUACAAGUCAGCACCUCAUGAUCAGGGCAAGAUCCGCAAAAGGAAAAAAAAUAAGUUCGAAGAAAACGGCUUCAGUACACCACGAAAAGAAAAACAAAGAGGUGGUUGGAUUACAGAAGAAGUUGGAGAUUUCUCCAACAGGAAGUCGUCAUCAAGGAGCCAUUGGAGUUCUCCCAAAACGCCACCUGCGGAGAGACGUAAGAAGUCUUCUUCAGUUUCUCGGUCUUCUAAAACAAAGAAUUCUCAUAGAUAUUCGGCAUCAAGGUUCAGCAAUUUUGGCAAUGAUGAACCAAGUAGGGAUUACAAUUGGUGGUAGGAUAUUAUAUCUUUGGUUCUUUCUUGUUCUCAUCUUCUAUAU
Hibiscus syriacus is the source of this 1668-nucleotide messenger RNA. RefSeq names its product protein AIR1-like. The transcript has 7 exons. Gene Ontology annotation, molecular function: zinc ion binding; nucleic acid binding. The coding region runs from base 88 to 1626 and encodes 512 amino acids. NCBI's taxonomy places the organism in Eukaryota, Viridiplantae, Streptophyta, Magnoliopsida, Malvales, Malvaceae. The record is from RefSeq and is a predicted model, not a curated record.